AUGAUGAUCCCAACGAUUAACCAGAAUUCAAUAGUAGGAUGUCAAAAUUCACCCCUGCCAACUGACAUUCAUUUCCCAUUAGGACCAUUCACUAAACAUCCAUACAACCCCAUCUUAACCCCAGACCCAUCCCAUGAAUGGGAAUCAGCCUAUAUCUACAAUGCAACUGCCAUUGUAAUUGAUCAAAAAAUCUAUCUCUUCUAUCGAGCCCAAAACUUCCAAAAAAUCUCCAGUAUUGGAAUCGCUUGGUCAACUGAUGGAUUCAACUUUGAGAGAUUUCCAAAACCAGUAAUCUUCCCCACUGAACCUUAUGAAUUAGCUGGAGGAUGUGAAGAUCCAAGAAUCGUAAGAGAUGAAAAAACUAAGCGGUUCAUAAUGACAUAUACCGCAUAUGAUGGACAUAUUGCCCGAUUAUGCGUUGCUAGUUCAAUGGAUUUAUUUAAUUGGAAGAAAUAUCCUCCAUUAUUUAUGAAUUCUCCCGAGGGAAACCCACUUUGGAGUAAAUCAGGAGCGAUAUUUACUGAUCUUAGACAAGAAGAUGGGAAAUAUUAUAUGGUUUGGGGUGAUCAGAAAUUAUAUCUUGCUAUUUCCGAUGAUUUAAUUCAUUGGGAACUACCAUUCCCUGAUACGAGGCUUGAUGAUAAUAUAUUUGCCAAUAGAGUAUUUCCUCAUGAAUCGAGAUUAAUUGAAUCUGGUCCUGCUCCGAUUAAGUUAAGUAAUGGGAUGUAUAUAUUUAUAUACAAUUGCUCAACCUGGGGCACUGACGAAUUGGAAGAAGGAAGUUAUAGUAUUUCACAAAUGUUGAUAGACUAUAAUAAUAUAACCAAUGGCCCAGUAACUAGAUUAGAAAAGCCAAUGAUUAUCCCAGAAACAGAAGAUGAGAAGAAUGGAUUGGUUAAUAAUGUCGUGUUUUGUGAAGGGAUCGUGUUGUUUAAUGGAACAUGGUUUUUAUACUAUGGACAAGCUGAUUCGGUAUUAGGAGUUGCAAUUGCUCCAUUGAGUCAAUCUUAA
Hemisphaericaspora subhashii is the source of this 1011-nucleotide messenger RNA. RefSeq lists its product as uncharacterized. The coding region runs from base 1 to 1011 and encodes 336 amino acids. The transcript has a single exon. NCBI's taxonomy places the organism in Eukaryota, Fungi, Ascomycota, Pichiomycetes, Serinales, Debaryomycetaceae. The record is from RefSeq and is a predicted model, not a curated record.